CUGUGGAUCCAGAUAAAUCUGGUCUGGAUAAAACCAACAGUUGUAUCAAAGAUUCCUCUUUGGUUGUAUCAACGUUGUCAACGUAUUCAUCCUAAGAUCAAUCUGAUUGAUCUGAGGUAUUCAUCACAGAUUACAAAGAAUUUAAAAUCCCUAAAAUAUAUGGUAUAUUAGAUGGUAUUGUAGAAAAAUUAUCAGAAUUGUCUGAAGGAAAAAGGCUCUACACGUGCUUAACGAAGUCUACAAAUAGUAGAGUUUCAAUGGCACAAGAACGGAAGAAUGCAAAUCAGGAAGUUCUAGCUCAGACUGAUGUAGUAGAUAACAAUGAUAAUAGGACUUCAUUCGAUAUGGCAAGCUCAACUCCUGCUGAAUUAACUAACCAUGUUAGUAAAACAUAUAUCAUAGCAGGAAUAACGCCUGGCCAGUUCCUUGAAUAUCAUGGGUCAUUCAACUUCUCUGACUUGCAAGCUAGAUUCAGCACAAUUUGUAAAGACUACAUGCCACCAUUAGACUUGAACAACUGGAGAAGAGGCAAGAGGACAGAUAACAAAAUUUAUAGAUUAAAGUUCCCCUAUGUCACUGAGGAAAGUAAGUUGAUAACGACAACAUGCUUUAUAUCAGAUUAUAGAGGAGUUGAAUACAAAGAGAACUAUAAAGCUGGAUCAUCUAUAUCCCUCAAUAUAACACUUGCUGGAAUGUUAGCAGUUUGUGUAUUGAAUCAGUUAGUGUCUAUAGGUAUAAAACUUAAUGUAAUGCUAUUAACACCUUUAGCUGCGGCAUGUUUUAAAAAAGAUGAUAUAAAAGAGCUAGCCAAAGCCACUUACUCAUCAACAGAACAAGUUCUCAAAGACAUUAAUUCAGGUUGUCAAUCUGGUGGACAGUAUCUACCAAAUGGAUACUUACAUGUUGCCCUUUGUUCAGUUAUUGUUUGUACUAAAGGUUUGACAAACAACAAGAUGAGGGAAAAUAUAAUAGGGAAGACAAUAAAGCAAUACUAUCAGUGUAUUGACCUAGCAAGCAGUUAGCAAAGGCUUGUGCUCAGACUAUGCUGACCACAACUGUGCAAGUCCUUCAACCAUCUUCUGGAGGAGCUACAGCUAGUGCACCUUCCUCACCUCAAAAUUAAUUUAACUUGUUACAUUCUUUAUUAAGAAGUUGAUUUUUCGUAAAAACCCCUCAUGCCUGAAAUGUGGACAUGUGGGGUUUCUGAAGUAUGUGAUUCAAUUAUAUCUUAUCCGGUUUCCAAUAAACAAUUAUAAAUAUA
This is a messenger RNA of Coccinella septempunctata (seven-spotted ladybird), 1261 nucleotides long. RefSeq lists its product as uncharacterized. Bases 258 to 1022 code for a protein of 254 amino acids. The transcript is spliced from 2 exons. NCBI's taxonomy places the organism in Eukaryota, Metazoa, Arthropoda, Insecta, Coleoptera, Coccinellidae. The record is from RefSeq and is a predicted model, not a curated record.